AUUUUUAGCCCUCUUGUGGGCAUAUAUACCUUGCGACGCAAGCCACAAUAUCUUCACAUUCGACUGCGCUUCCUCGCGUGGACGGAACAGCCACGAUGUCAGGAGUAGCAAGGUCUGUGGAUACCACGACGAACAACCUACCUCCCCCGCCCAUCGUAACAUCGCCUCGGGCGGUUGCAUACCCCGUCGCUUCCAUCGACAGAUAUGGGUUUCUCCUUGCCGACAAACGAUUCUCUCCUCGAGUGAACGAAGCCGUCAAGUCGCGUACCAGUCAUCCCCAUCACCACCCGUCGUCCGACACGGUGUGGCUGGAGAACCGACGGACUCAAAAGUGGAUCGCCAUGACGGGGGGCGUGGAUAUUGAAGACUGGGAGCGCACCAAGCAAAAACAGGCGGCCAAACUCAAGUCCAGAGUCCGCAAGGGCAUUCCGGACGCCAUCCGCGGCAUCGCGUGGCCCCAUUUGGCUGGCUCGAGCCUCAUGAUGAAGAACAAUCCGUGUAUGUACCGCGACUUGCUGGCGACGCCGCACGCCCCCUGCGAGGAUACGAUCUCCCGUGACAUCGGCCGCACCUUCCCCAAGCACCACCUGUUCAAGGACGCCACGUCGUUGGGCCAAGGAGCGUUAAUGAACGUUCUGCGCGCGUACUCGGUGUACGACCCGAACGUCGGCUACUGCCAAGGCAUGGGGUUCAUUUCGGCGCUGUUCCUCAGCUACAUGCCGGAAGAGCAAACGUUUUGGCACGUCGUGGCCUGUCUGAACCAAAAGAAGUACGGCAUGGCCGACAUGUACCGCCCAGGCAUGCCCCGCGUCAUGGAGAUCAUGUGGACCUUUGACCAGUCCAUGAAGCAGUACCUCCCCAAGCUCGCAGACCACUUGGACGCCGAGGGACUGCAUCCCACCAUGUACGCCACGCAGUGGUUCGUCACGCUCUACUCGUACUCGUUUCCGUUUGAGUUUGUCACGCGAGUGUGGGACAUAUACCUCCACGAGGGCUGGAAGAUUGUGUAUCGCGUGGCGUUGGCGCUGCUCACUGUGUCCGAGAAAACCCUGCUGGACGCGUCGUUUGAAAAGAUCAUGGAAUUUUUCCGCGAUUUGCCCACUUCGGUGCACACGGCGGAAGUGCUGGCCGUGGCGUUGGAGAUUCCCUUGACCACGAAGCAACUAACCGCUUGGCACGACGAAUACCAGAGUUCCCAAACACCCCACUAAGCUUAACUCACUCCAGGACUUAUUGUAAAAUCCAUCGAGUUACUUGGCAAAUCUUGCCUUCAGUCGAGGGAGUCCGACGAGGCCCCCGACGGCCACGACGAUGAGCUGGACGGUCGUGGCCGUGUCGAUGAUGUCGCCCUUGGAUUGCAACGCGCUGAGAAUGAGCCCGGCCUUGCAGCUGAGAAAGUUGUACGGGGUCAAGCCGACCGCGACGGACGCGGCAAACUGCAACAGCGGAAUGCCCACAUGGGGAGACGACAUGUUCAUGAACCAGUUGGGGGAGAAUGGAAAGAUGCGCAGGAAGAUCAUGUACAGCGUCAGGUCGUCGCGGUGAGCGUCGAUGGUCACGCGCAUUUGGUGCAACCGCGUCGAGAGGUGCUUUUGGACGAGCUUACCGCCAAACCGAGCCGACAAUCCGUACAUGAAACAUGACCCUAGCGUGUUGUACAAGAGGCACAGGGGAAACCCCACUAGAAGGCCGAAGAGCGCACCGCCGAGUAGGUUCACGAAGAUGGUGCCAGGGAUCGCCCACGACUGGAGAAACAGGUACAGAAGGCCAUGAGCGAUGAGGACACGGCCAGGGGAGUGCGCCGUGAUGUCACGCAGUUCCUGGCCCAGUUCUUUCGCCACAAGCAACGAGGUUGGGAAGCGAAUCUUGGCGGCAUCUUCGGCACUGAGGUCGUGAAGAAUGAGAAAGUAGAUGGACGUCCCAACCGCGAUGAGGGACAUGAGGAAGAUCACGACUAGGGAGACUACAUCUGGUGCGACGAUGAUGGUGCUCUUGCUCUCUUCUGUCGAUGGCGCUUGUGACGACGGGGCUUGGGUCGAGGGGAUCCGUUGACGCAGGUCCAUCUCCCUUGCUUUCCGGCCUCACAAGAUCACUUACGCCUUCAACUUCGCUCACGGAAUCCGGAAAAUACAGUUAUCCGGAUGGUUUAUCAUGCAGAUU
Molecule: messenger RNA, 2160 nt
Organism: Aphanomyces astaci
Lineage: Eukaryota; Oomycota; Saprolegniomycetes; Saprolegniales; Verrucalvaceae
Exons: 7
Coding region: 96-1211 (371 amino acids)
Source: RefSeq, a predicted model, not a curated record